Solanum verrucosum is the source of this 1458-nucleotide messenger RNA. Its product is annotated as U-box domain-containing protein 21-like. The record is from RefSeq and is a predicted model, not a curated record. The coding region runs from base 100 to 1455 and encodes 451 amino acids. Lineage: Eukaryota; Viridiplantae; Streptophyta; Magnoliopsida; Solanales; Solanaceae. Gene Ontology annotation, biological process: protein ubiquitination. Gene Ontology annotation, molecular function: ubiquitin protein ligase activity. The transcript has a single exon.
AAAACAUAAUUUCUUUUCAAAAUUCUAGUAAAUUUUAAGUUUUUUGGGGGUUCGUUAGCUUGUAUUUGUUUAGUCCUUCAGAUAGUGACUUGCGUAGAGAUGAUUGCAACAUGGAGAAAAAAGAGAACAGAGAAAAGGGUAACAAAGAGAGGAUUUAUGAAGAAAACAAUCAAGGAGUUAGUGAUACCAAUCCAAUUUACAUGUCCAAUUUCAUUAGAUUUAAUGAAAGAUCCAGUGACUUUAUCGACAGGGAUUACAUAUGAUCGAGAAAACAUCGAAAAAUGGAUUAAUGAAGGUGGAAAUCAAACAUGUCCCAUCACAAAUCAACACUUGAAGUCAUAUGGAAGUGGCAUUAGUACUAUUGAUCCUGUUUUGAUUCCAAAUCACAACAUUCGAAAAAUGAUUCAACAAUGGUGUGUUGAAAAUAAGGAACAUGGGAUUGAUAGGAUUCCAACUCCAAGAAUCCCCAUUUCAUCGUCUGAUGUCUCUGAAUUACUCGCGAAAAUAACUAAUUCGAGCAAGUUAGAGAUGCAAGACUCAAGAUUAUGCGAAGAAUUAGUCACUAGAGUGAAGAAUUUAGCUAGUGAAAGUGAUCGAAACAAAUGUUGUUUCGUCACUAAUGGCAUAGGAAAGGUGUUAUCAUCAGCAUUUCUUGAACUAUCAAAGGGAAAAAACGCGAAAAAUGCUUCAACAGAGGAAGUGAUCUUGUCAACUUUGACACUUUUUUUGCCUUUGGAUGUUAAGUCCAAGACAAUUCUUGGGUCGAUUUCAUCGUUACGUUGCAUAGCAUGGUUCUUGAAGAAUGGGAGUUUAUCAAGUAGGAGGAAUGCAGUUCUUGUCCUUAGAGAUAUCAUGAAAAUGGAAGAACAAGAAAAGGUUGAAAUCUUGUUGAAUAUUGAAGGUGCUUUAGAAGGGCUAGUGAAGUUAGUAAAAGAGCCAAUUUGUCCUAAUACUACAAAAGCUUCUUUAUUAACAAUUUAUCAUAUGGUUAAUAAUUCAUCAUCCCAAUCAUCAAGAUCAAGAUUUGUUGAUGUGGGGUUAGUUGAAUUGUUGAUAGAAUUACUUGUGGAUUGUGACAAAAGCAUAUGUGAAAAGGCAUUAGGUGUUUUGGAUGGGAUAUUGAGCUAUGAAGAAGGGGUGAAAAGGGCUUAUAAUUAUGCACUUAGUGUGCCUGUUUUGGUGAAGAAAUUGUUGAGAGUUUCAGAUUUGGCUACUGAAUUUUCAGUUUCAAUUUUGUGGAAGAUAUGCAAGAAUGAAAAUAAUGGAGAUUGUGGUGUUUUUGUUGAAGCACUUCAAGUUGGUGCAUUUCAAAAGCUUUUGUUAAUGCUACAAAUUGGUUGUAGUGAAAUAACAAAAGAGAAAGCUAGUGAAUUGUUGAAGUUGUUGAAUGUGCAUAGGGAUAGAGCAGAGUGUGUUGAUUCUUUGGACUUCAAGAGUCUCAAAAGGACAUUUUGAAAC